AUGAAGAGAAGCAGAGCCCCACAAAGCACCUCGGAAGAGGCGGAGCCUCAGGAGACACUGGGAAAGGCGGCUUCAGUACUCCCUCUCACACGCUUGCGCCCACACCUUUGGCCACGCCCACAGAGGCACGAGGGGCCUUUGCUCCGGGCUGCUGCUGUUAGGUGCUACAGUGGCCCAGGCACUGAAGGCUCCGGGAGGCGGAGGAUGGAUGCGGAUUUAUCGGCCAUUACUGUCUAUUUCACCAACGCCAGGGGCUCCGAUGCGAUGGAUAGGGAUCCUUCUAGGGGAGAAUCCGCCCUGGGAGCGACGGCCGCCGCAGCGCGACUCGGGGAGCCGACCGGACAGAUACAAACAAGUGGUGAUGGAAACUUUGAAAAUGUAGAGCUGGGUGUCCUAGGGAAAAAAAAGAAAAUUCCCAGAAGAGUCAUUCAUUUUGUCAGUGGUGAAACCAUGGAAGAAUAUAGCACAGAUGAAGAUGAAAGUGAUGGUCAAGAGAAAAGAGACCUCUUACCUGCUAUUGAUCCUACAAAACUUACCUGGGGCCCCUACUUAUGGUUUUACAUGCUUCGUGCUGCCACAUCAACCCUUUCAGUGUGCGACUUCCUUGGAGAGAAGAUUGCAUCACUUCUGGGUGUCAGCACCCCAAAGUACCAAUAUGCCAUUGAUGAGUAUUACCGGAUGAAGAAAGAGGAGGAAGAGGAAGAAGAAGAAAAUCGAAUGUCCGAAGAGGCAGAAAGACAGUAUCAGGAACAGAAGACGCUUCAGACAGAUUCCACUGUUCAGACAGACCAGCCAGAAACUUUGGCAUCAAGUUCAUUUGUGAACCUGAAUUUUGAAAUGGAUGGAGACUGUGAAGCACCUAUUGAAAAUAAACAAAGCCUAACCACAACUUAGAAUAAAAACAACUUAACAAAUUUUAAACACCAAGGUAUUUUUUUUAACCCAGGGAAACUUACAGUGGUUAUUUGGUUAUUUGUAUUUAAAGUUUUAUUGAAUUCCCCUUUAGCAGCUUCAGGUUGCCUCUUAAAGUACAAAAUCUAUCUAGUAAAAAGUUUUCUUUCAAACAAAGACUUGCUUACAGGCAUGAGAAGACUAGAGCUGAAGCUUAGAUCUAUAUAAAAGCAGUAAAAGAUCUUUUGGCUAAAUGUCUCAUGACAGUCAAAAAAAACAUGUAAUUUUAUGUUUAUAAAACUGGGUGAGUAUAUGGAAAAUGAAACUGUACUGACAUUAAAAUUUCAAAACAAAGUAAGAUUUUUAAAAAUAUUUUCUAAUUUGUAGCCAUAUUUAUGUUGACUGGUUUUAUACUAAGAUGUCUUUCCUCGGUGCUUAAAAUUUGGUCUUGUGAAACAAGAUGGACAACAUUUUUUAUUGUUAGUUUAGAAAAAUGUGUAUUCCGAUUAGUCAUGGAAA
This is a messenger RNA of Gracilinanus agilis (Agile Gracile Mouse Opossum), 1410 nucleotides long. RefSeq names its product family with sequence similarity 177 member A1 (gene FAM177A1). The coding region runs from base 1 to 894 and encodes 297 amino acids. The record is from RefSeq and is a predicted model, not a curated record. The transcript has 5 exons. NCBI's taxonomy places the organism in Eukaryota, Metazoa, Chordata, Mammalia, Didelphimorphia, Didelphidae.